AGGAUUUGAGGAGGUUGUUGUUGGAGUUCCAAUUUUUGUGGAACUUUUCUUUGAUUUUCAUCUUUGGAGAGCUUAUAGUCUUGGACAAGGAUGACAAUAGGAGCUGGAAUCUCUGUAUCUGAUGGAAAUCUCAAUGUUUUGGGGACUAAGAUCUUGUCUGAUGUUCAUGAGAACAUAGUUUUAAGCUCUGCUUGUGGUGAUGCUUUGAUUAAUGGUGCUUUCAUUGGUGUUUCAACAGAUAGGAGUGGUUGCCAUAAUGUUUUCCCUGUUGGGAAGCUUCAGGGAUUGAGAUUCAUGUGCACAUUUAGAUUCAAGUUAUGGUGGAUGACACAAAGGAUGGGUUCAUAUGGGAAAGACAUUCCGUAUGAAACUCAGUUCUUGAUUGUUGAGGGGAGAGAUGGUUCACAUUUUGAAGAUGAACAUGAAGUUGGCCAAUCUUCUUUGUAUGUUGUGUUCUUGCCGAUUGUCGAAGGAGCCUUUCGGGCUGUUCUUCAAGGGAAUGAAAAUGAUGAGCUUGAGAUUUGCUUGGAAAGUGGUUGUCCUGCUGUUCAAGGAUUUGAAGGAACUCAUUUGGUUUUCAUGGCUGCUGGAAAUGACCCAUUUGAUGUUAUCACUAAUGCAGUGAAGAUGGUAGAAAGACACUUGCAGACAUUUUCUCAUCGUGAAAAGAAGAAGAUGCCAGACAUGUUAAACUGGUUUGGAUGGUGUACAUGGGAUGCAUUUUAUACCCAAGUAACCGCUGAAGGUGUUUGUCAAGGAUUGGAAAGCUUCGAGAAAGGUGGGAUUCCCACAAAAUUUGUAAUCAUCGAUGAUGGAUGGCAAUCAGUUGGAAUGGAUGCCUCUGGAGUCGGUUUUGAAGCCGACAAUUCAGCAAACUUUGCAAACAGACUUACAAAUAUUAAAGAAAACCACAAAUUCCAGAAAAAUGGAAAGGAGGGUCACAGAGAGGAAGAUCCAGCACUCGGCCUUGCUCACAUUGUUUCCGAAAUCAAAGAAAAACAUGAGUUGAAAUAUGUUUAUGUUUGGCAUGCGAUCACUGGUUACUGGGGUGGAGUAAGGCCUGGUGUUACCGGAAUGGAACAUUAUGAAUCUAAGAUGGCAUAUCCUGUUUCAUCACCAGGAGUUAAAUCGAAUGAAGAUUGCGAAGCUUUUAAUAGCAUAGCAUCAAACGGUCUCGGCCUUGUAAAUCCAGAGAAAGUUUUCAACUUUUAUGAUGAACUUCACUCUUAUCUUGCAUCCACUGGAGUAGAUGGUGUCAAAGUAGAUGUUCAAAACAUUCUUGAGACUCUAGGUGCUGGCCAUGGUGGAAGAGUUCAGCUUGCUAGAAAAUAUCACCAAGCUUUGGAAGCUUCAAUUGCGAGGAACUUCCCGGAUAAUGGCAUUAUAUCAUGCAUGAGUCACAAUACCGACAACUUGUACAGUUCUAAGAGGACUGCCGUUGUGAGGGCAUCGGAUGACUUCUGGCCGAAAGAUCCUGCAUCGCACACUAUUCAUAUUGCUUCGGUAGCUUAUAAUACUGUUUUCCUAGGGGAGUUUAUGCAACCUGAUUGGGAUAUGUUCCAUAGCUUGCAUCCUAUGGCUGAAUACCAUGGAGCUGCACGCGCAGUUGGUGGUUGUGCCAUUUAUGUCAGUGAUAAACCGGGGAACCAUGACUUUGAUUUGUUGAAGAAACUUGUGCUUCCUGAUGGAUCAAUACUGAGAGCAAAACUUCCCGGGAGGCCAACCAGGGACUGUCUGUUUGCGGAUCCUGCUCGAGAUGGAGAGAGCUUGCUGAAGAUUUGGAAUUUAAAUGACCAUUGUGGAGUCAUUGGUGUCUUCAAUUGUCAAGGAGCUGGAUGGUGUAGAGUAGGUAAAAAGAACUUGAUUCACGACGAGCAACCGGGCACGAUAACAGGAAUUAUCCGCUCAAAAGAUGUCGAUUACUUGUCAAGAGUUGCCGACGAUGACUGGAAAGGCAACACUAUUUUAUACUCCCAUGUAAGAGGAGAACUAACUUAUCUUCCAAAGGAUGCAUCACUGCCUGUGACUCUAAAGUCUCGGGAAUAUGAAGUAUUUACAGUGGUUCCUGUCAAAGAGUUCUCCAAUGGAGCUUCAUUCGCACCGAUUGGCCUGAUCAAGAUGUUCAAUUCUGGUGGAGCUGUUAAAGAAUUGGAAUACGAAACAGAGAAGAAUGGAACAAUUGAAAUCAAAGUCAGGGGACCUGGUGUCUUCGGAGCUUAUUCAUCGAUCAAACCGAAAAGAAUCACAGUGGAUGCUGAGGAAGUGGAGUUCAUAUAUAAUGAAGAGUCUGGUUUGCUGACAUUGGAGCUGGGAUUUGGAGAGAAGACAGAGUUGCAGAAAUGGAGUGUUAGUGUAGAGUUAUGGUGAAAAAGUGUUAGAUAGUAUGAAUUGUAACAAGCCAAGUAUGUUAUAUAUAUUAAAUUAUAUA
Messenger RNA from Dioscorea cayenensis subsp. rotundata (Guinea yam), 2428 nucleotides. RefSeq names its product probable galactinol--sucrose galactosyltransferase 1. Lineage: Eukaryota; Viridiplantae; Streptophyta; Magnoliopsida; Dioscoreales; Dioscoreaceae. The record is from RefSeq and is a predicted model, not a curated record. The coding region runs from base 91 to 2367 and encodes 758 amino acids. The transcript has 13 exons.